AUGAAGUUCCCCCUUCUCGUUGCAGCUGUCAGCCUCUUGGCGGGGCAUUUGGCCCGAGCAGCCACCGUACCCAAGCGCCAGUCCACGAACAAGCGCGGGCUAUCAUUCACUGACGUCAGUCAGACCACCCCCUUCGGAAACAGUAUCUCUUGGGUAUUCAACUGGGCUCCCCAGAUGAGUGGUACCCUGACACCUGGUGUUGAAUACGUGCCCAUGCUAUGGGGGACUUCCGACUUUGCUUCAUGGAAUGCCAGUGCGAAAGCCGCCAUUGAGGGCGGGUCCGUCCAUCUGUUAGGCUUCAACGAACCAGAUCAGUCAGAUCAAGCAAAUAUGAGCCCGAUCUACGCCGCAGAUGCCUGGAGACAGUACAUGGAACCCUUCGCAGGUCAAGCUAAACUUGUUUCUCCGGCUAUUCUCAAUGGUCCUCAAGGAAAGGCGUGGAUGGACCAGUUCUUCCAAGCGUGCUCAGAUUGCACAGUGGAUGCUGUUGCUCUCCACAUCUACAACGUUGAUGAAGCCGCCGACGUCGACUCCUACGAGGAGUCCGUCACCGCUAUGUAUAAUACCUACAAUAGGCCCGUAUGGCUCACAGAAUUUGCCGAUACGGGCGAGUCGACGUCCGACCAGCAGACCUUCCUCACCCAGAUCCAGCCAUUCUUAGAUGGUGCUGAUUUUGUGGAGCGUUAUGCCUACUUCAGUUUGGAUGAAAGCAGCACCGGCGUUACCUCAAUCUUUGUCAACCCUGACGGGACUCUCUCCGAUCUGGGCCAGACAUAUGCGUCUGCUUGA
Molecule: messenger RNA, 789 nt
Organism: Gloeophyllum trabeum ATCC 11539
Lineage: Eukaryota; Fungi; Basidiomycota; Agaricomycetes; Gloeophyllales; Gloeophyllaceae
Exons: 4
Coding region: 1-789 (262 amino acids)
Biological process (GO): fungal-type cell wall polysaccharide metabolic process
Cellular component (GO): fungal-type cell wall
Source: RefSeq, a predicted model, not a curated record